Molecule: messenger RNA, 1887 nt
Organism: Desarmillaria tabescens
Lineage: Eukaryota; Fungi; Basidiomycota; Agaricomycetes; Agaricales; Physalacriaceae
Exons: 14
Coding region: 1-1887 (628 amino acids)
Source: RefSeq, a predicted model, not a curated record
AUGCUGCCUCAAAAGUCACCUUCGCUGACUGACAGCGCUCGUUUUAGCGUCAGUCAAGGUUCGAGCCGGUUUCGGGAGUCGACUCACCUCAUCCCUUCUCGAAUAUCCGAGGAUAAACGUUAUAAACCACUUGCGCUUUCUCUGCCUGUCGUGGUGGGAACGCCACUUUCCAUGCUGGCUUUGGGAGUGGCGCUCGAAAUAGGCGUCAACCUUUCCAACAAGAAUCAGGGUUUCAGCGUUCCCGAGACCAACCCGCUCGGAUUUGCGUCCGCGCAAUUUUUGCUUUCCUUUGUACCUACAAUAUUUGUCAUACCAGUAGCAUUUCUCUGGCGUGAGCUAGAUUGGUAUCUUAGGUGGUAUCAGCCAUAUGUCGUCCUUUCAAGAGGAAAUGCUUCUGUCGAGGAAGGCAUAUUGUUAGAUUAUGUAGUUGUGUUUUGGUCGGCGUUUACAGCAUGUGCAACAUACCUUUUACAGCCUCUUGGUAAGUUGCGUAUUGUUAGUAGAAUACUCACUCAUCUGGUCAUAGCAAGCUCCAUAUUUCAGAUUCAGCAACGCUCAAUGCCUUCAAAUACGACGGUAACGAGUACGCGGACCAUUGGAUUGACACCAGAUGUCAACCAGCUGAACGCAUUUGUUGCCGCCGCCGGGUUCGCGGACGCAGCCGCCUUCAAUAACCUUACAGAUCCUCCAUUCGUCCAGGCCGGGUGGGCUACCGCCGAGUUUGCCAUUCCUAGUAGCAACGGCCUGAACGCCACAAUCAGUGUGGAUACUACAGGAAUCCAAACGAAUCCAAAUUGUGAAAAUGCACGGAACACGACUUUUAAUGAAACAACUUCGACCAUUGAAUCUAUAUCUAUAUCUGAUUGCGCUCAAUCGGUGCCAGUCAAUACGUCGAUGGGUAUACAGUACGGCGUUGUAAGCCUUGAAUGUGGCAGCGGGGCAAAUCUAAGUGUUGAAUUUCAACCGGUCAUGUUUUGGUAUGCGUACUUUCAUCAGCGCUCUGACAAUGCAGAAUUUGAAGCGAGGACUGUAUUCUGUGCUCCCUCCAUCCAAACCUUUAAUGUGACAGCCCAAGCAUACCUGCAAGACCGUACGAUUGCGGAGUGUAACCCCACUGAGAAUUACAUGCAGCCUAAUAACGUUACUGGUGCCCCUCUCUUUGGACAUCCAUUCAAUGCCGUCGUCUUUAAUAGCAGCUCGAAUCCGUUCAUCCAGGCCAGAGCAAAUGCUACCAACAUCGCCAUCCCGGGAACCGUUUUUAGAUUUGCUUCUCAGCUCGAAAAUGGACCCCAGUCAAUAUUUGAUCUUCCAAAUGGGUUCUUAGAUAUAACACACAACGUCUAUACGCAACAUCUAGCUUUGACAGCAAAAAACAUCUACUUCGUUGCUGAGAACAGGACGAUAUCAGCUCAACUUGAAUCUUACGUUCCGCGGCUGGUCAUCAAUUCACUUCCUGGCCAUGUGCUCGCUUUGUUGCUUUUCGUCAUCGGGUUCAUCGGAACAUUCCUUCACAUCAUCAAUCGACGACAGCGUCGCCACCUGUUCAUCGCUUCGCCUCCAGGGUCAAUCGGAGGGAUCGUAUCGAUGACCAGUCAUUCAGGCUUCGGCCAGUUAUUGGUGCCGUAUGACAGUGAGGAGAGUAUUGAGCGUAAGUUGACGGGACUGCGGUUCCGGCUGGAUAAGCGGACAGGUGCUAUUGUAGCAGAGGAUGAUGACACAGGAGACUAUGAAGCUGAUGAGGAUGGUGUUGCGUUGUUAGGAGUGUCGAAAGGUCACUCGCGGAAUUCCUCGUUGCCGAUGUCGCCACCUUCUCAAGGCGCGACCUCAGGAUAUCCAUCGUGGAAAGGCUCUUCGAAGCCGUUGAGAACUCCUUAUGACCCGCUAUGA